GCCGCCGCCUCCUCCAUUGUGAGCCGGGGCCGGGCCGAGCCGCUGCUGCUCCCCGGCGGGGUCUGUGCGGGGAGAGACCGGCACGAACCCCCCGCCCCGCCCCGGGCUCUGCCCGCACCAGCCCCCGAGCCGGAGCCCGCAGGGGCCGGUUACCUUCGAGCAGGUGGCUGUGUUUUUCACCCAGGGGCAGGGGGCUCUGCUGGACCCCGCUCAGAGAGCCUUCUACAGGGACAUCAUGCAGGAGAACUAUGAGACGGUGACAACGCUGGAGGGUGUUGGGAUGGUGAAUGAGAAGGAGAAUCCACAGAGGGAAGGUGGUGAGGACAUGGGUCUGCAGGGAAUGGUAUUGGGAAGAUCCGAGGGGAAUUUUUAUGAGACUCACAAACGAGGAAAAACCAAUGGAAAUCAGUGCAGGUCAGAGAGGCUGCUGGGGUACGACCCAGGGAAGAAAAGGUGUGAACCCAUAAAUGAUGGUGGAGAUUGCAAAGACCUCAAGGAAACCACAGCCCAGCAGAGAAUGCCCAUAAAAGAGAGAAAAUACACAUGCACCGACUGUGGGAAAAGCUUUAUUCAGAGGUCACAUCUUAUUUCCCAUCAGAGGAUCCACACUGGAGAGAAACCCUACAAGUGCCUUGUCUGUGCAAAAGGUUUCAAUCAGAGCUCAAACCUUAUUUCCCAUCAGAGGAUCCACACAGGAGAGAAACCCUAUAAAUGCCUUGACUGUGGGAAAGGUUUCAAUCAGGGUUCACAUCUUAUUAGUCAUGAGAGUACCCACAGAGGUGAAAAACCCUAUAAAUGUAUGUACCGUGUGAAAAACUUCAUUCAGAGCUCAGAUUUUAUUAGGCAUGAGAGAACCCACACUGGUGAGAAAUCCUAUAAAUGUCUGGACUGUGGGAGAAGCUUUGUUCUGAGCUCAGAUCUUAUUUCACAUCAGAGUACCCACACGGGAGAAAAACCCUAUGAGUGCCUGGACUGUUGGGAAUGUUUUAAUCAAAGCUCAUACCUUAUUUCACAUCAGAGAACGCAUACAGGAGAGAAACCCUAUAACUGCCCUGAGUGUGAGAAAACAUUCAAUAGGAACUCAAAUCUAAUUUCACAUCAGAGAACUCACACAGGAGAGAGACCAUAUAAGUGCCUGGACUGUGGGAAAAGAUUUAUUGACAAGACAGCCCUUAUUAAACAUCACAAAAUCUAUACAGGAGAGAGACCCUAUAAAUGCCUUGACUGUGGGAAAAGUUUCAAUCAGAGUUCACAUCUUAUUCGGCAUAAGAUAACCCACACAGGGAGCAGCCCUAUAAAUGCCUGGAAUGUGGGAAAAGUUUUGUUCUGAGCUCAGAUCUUAUUGGGCAUGAGAGGACCCACAGAGGUGAAAAACCCUAUAAAUGUCUGGACUGUGGGAAAAAAAUUUUCUGAGCUCAGUUCUUAUUUCACAUAAGAGAACGCACACAGGAGAGAAACCCUAUAAAUGCCUUAAGUGUGGGAAAACAUUCAGCUGGAGCUCAAAUCUGAUUUCACAUCAAAGAACUCAUAUAGGAGCGAGACCGUAUAAGUGCCUGGACUGUGGGAAAAGGUUUAUUAACAACUCAGCCCUUUGUAAACAUCAGAGAAUCCAUACCUAUAAAUGCCUCGACUGUGGGAAAAGUUUCAGUUGGAGAUCAAACUAUAUUCGACAUCAGAGAAUCCACAUGGGAGAGAAACCUUGAAUGUGGGAGAAGCUUCACCUGGGGUCAGUUUGUAUCAGGCAUCAGCAAACUCAUACAGAGAAUAGACCUCUUAAAUAUCUUUAACAUGGAAAAUGCUUCAAGUGGAAUUGACAUUGGAGACUCCACACAGGAGCGAAAUUCUAUCAAUUCCAUUCCUAGGACUGGCCAUAGU
This is a messenger RNA of Dermochelys coriacea (leatherback sea turtle), 1875 nucleotides long. Its product is annotated as zinc finger protein with KRAB and SCAN domains 7-like. The transcript has 3 exons. NCBI's taxonomy places the organism in Eukaryota, Metazoa, Chordata, Testudines, Dermochelyidae. The record is from RefSeq and is a predicted model, not a curated record. Bases 236 to 1330 code for a protein of 364 amino acids. Gene Ontology annotation, molecular function: DNA-binding transcription factor activity; RNA polymerase II cis-regulatory region sequence-specific DNA binding. Gene Ontology annotation, biological process: regulation of transcription by RNA polymerase II.